AUGAAGACAUUCAGCAAGAACUUAACUAUAAAGCUUAUUUUGACUAUUACACAUAUGGGACUGCUAUAUAUAAUAAUGUUUAUGGAGAAAGGAAAAUGGUACUAUAGUUUGAUUGCACUUAUAGUAGGCACAUUUGCCUUUAAAAGUGUUGCCAUUGCAGGCGCAGCAGUUCUUUCUGCCAAUUUCGUAAGAUACUCUAGUUCUAUGACCUCUCUGCCCAUGAUAGGGAUAGUUGCUUCUUCUAUAUCGGAUACAAUGAAGGAUAUGCGCAUAGAUAAUGAAAACCCAAUUACAUUAGAAGGAAAUGUGAAGGUGAUUGAAGAAAAUUCAAUGGUUUGUGUAAAUAAAGAUAGAAAUGCAGCUCAAAUGAUUACAGAAAGCACAGAGCCACAAGAAAGCAAAGAAGCCCUGGAAAGCAGAAAAAUAACUAAAAAUCCAGAAAAGUCGCCAAUUCAAAAUAGUAGCAGCACAAAGAAAAAAGCAUGUCUGAAACAAGAGCACAGCGAUUUAUUGAAGAAUUUUAAUGAGCAAUAUUCAAAUAUUGAUGAUAUAAAUAAGUUCUUUAGAAAAUAUUUUUAUUAUAUGCUAAAAAAUGCCUAUAAAGCAAAAAAGAAUCUAGUAGAAGGCGGAGAGGAUGAAAAAUAUUAUGGCGAGUUAGAAAAUACAAAUGAAAGUGACGAUGAAGUUGAUAAUGUAAGUGAUGAUGAAAAAUUGCUCUAUAACAAUGAAAGUGGCAGUGGAACAGACUCAAAAAGUCAGAAGAGCCAUUUAUCUGUUGGUUCUAAAGAGGAUAGUGGUUCAACAAGUUAUUCAGAUUGGGAGAAUGAACAUGUGGAUGAAAAAAAGCCGGCCACUCCUCCCCCGGCAGAUGGGUUGAUUGACUAUAUAAUAUCCUUUUUUAGCGGUUAAUAAAAAGCGAAGACAAAAUGAUUUUUUUAUGGAGUUUAACAGUAUUUA
Molecule: messenger RNA, 957 nt
Organism: Nematocida parisii ERTm1
Lineage: Eukaryota; Fungi; Microsporidia
Exons: 1
Coding region: 1-909 (302 amino acids)
Source: RefSeq, a predicted model, not a curated record